This is a messenger RNA of Rotaria sp. Silwood1, 1290 nucleotides long. The record is from the annotation of a GenBank genome assembly. Lineage: Eukaryota; Metazoa; Rotifera; Eurotatoria; Philodinida; Philodinidae.
AUGGAUCAAUUGAACUCAACAGUGUCUUCAUUGUUGGAUGCAAAUUUGAUUGCAACAAUAGAUUAUAUCACACUUCAACUCGUUCGCUACUUUUCUAUUUUUAUUUUUCUUUUUGGUUUGAUUGGAAAUAUUCUUAAUGUUUUGGUUUUAUCUCAAAGAGCAUUUCGUUCUAAUCCAUGUGCUGUACUUUUUUUAUUCUCAUCAGUGGUGAAUUUUAUUGCUAUCCUUUCUGGUCUUCUUUCUCGAAUAUUGUCUGGUUGGGGAGCUGAUCUAACAGCAACAAAUCGUGUCUUUUGUAAACUUCGUGGCUUUGUUGUCAAUAUUACAAGAUCAGUAGCAAUUUGGUAUAUACUUUUUGCCAUGAUUGAUCGAUGGCUUUUGUCCAGUCCUAGUUUACAGCGUCGACAAAUGAGCUCAUUGAAAAACGCUAAGCGUGCUAUGAUUAUAAGUCUUAUUGUAGCUACCUUGAUUUUUUCACAUGUUAUCUAUUGUCAUGAGCCAAAUCUUAUUAAUGCUCCACAGAUAUGUUAUGGCAUUACAAAAAUAUGUCGAUUCAUGACGGAUACAUCAUUUAUGCUUCUUGCUAUUGUUCCUUUACCUCUCAUGUUAAUAACAUCCAAUACUGGUGACAGAUUAGAAAACGAAGAGUAUAGUCAUUAUGGUCCAGCAAAACGAGUAAUAUCUCAAACUUCUCAAGAAAGCUUUGAAAUUUUCUAUGAAAUUCACAAUGGUUUUACAUCAGACCAAAUAUCAAUUAUUGAAAAUGCUUUACAAAUCGUUGUUGAUAGAGUAUUCAAACCAGAAAUUUUACAAAAUAUGUAUCAAAUUUGUGGUACAUCUGGCUGUUUCAUAAAACAAGAAGUAUUGUCACAAUCAAAUCUAAUGCAAAAUUCAAUUUAUGACAAUGAAUAUCUUUUAUUACAUUAUCAAUUCAUGGGUCUGAAAGCCGAAAGUAAACAUGGCGGAAUUCCCAUUCUCAAUAUUUAUCCCAUUCAUGAAAAAGAUAAAAAAGAAAAGAAUAAUUCUCUUCCGUGUGUUUUUUGUAUUUCCCAUGGAUCAUCAAUUUUAAUUGAUGGUGAAUUCAAAAUUGAAUUAAAUCAAGAUGAACUUAAUGGAUCAGUAAAAACCACUUCAAAUGCCUUAUUUUGGGCUGGAGAAAUUGUUUAUGAAAUGCUUCGUAAUUUAGGUCAUCAACCCGAUGAUAUUUAUUACACAAAUCAAUCACAAAUUAAUGUUUUUAAAGAAUGUUUUCUAUAUAAUGGAAACUAUAUUCCUAUUAAAAAUAAAUAA